Messenger RNA from Humulus lupulus (European hop), 1206 nucleotides. RefSeq lists its product as uncharacterized. The transcript has 6 exons. Bases 130 to 957 code for a protein of 275 amino acids. NCBI's taxonomy places the organism in Eukaryota, Viridiplantae, Streptophyta, Magnoliopsida, Rosales, Cannabaceae. The record is from RefSeq and is a predicted model, not a curated record.
GAACCCACCUGACAACGAUAUUAUACCCUUCUCGUCUCGGCGGCACAGCAAGUAGUGCAGUGCAGUGCAGUGCAGUAGAAGAAAUUAAUAAAUAAAUAUUAAUAUUAAAAAAUAAAUAAAUAAAGAAAAAUGUCGAAUAAUGCAGAGGAAACCCUAGCAGAAGUGGAAAAAGGAGGAGAAGAUGGAGAAGGAGCUGUACAGAGAAGCUCUGAUAACGAUGACAAUGGUGACCUAUCACACGAGUGGGCCACCAUGGCUCGAGCUUGGCUCUGCUCCUUCGCCGAAGCCAAAGCUGUGUCCAUGGCGGAAGUCGAGGCUUGGAUUGACUCUAACCUUGAUUCUAUUCCGGAAGGCAUCAAGUCAAUGCCUCGUCCUGAUCUUUGUCAAAGACUUAUUUCUAUUCAAAGUUGCAUCAGACUCCCCAUUGCUCCCACCCCCAUUCAGGAAAAAGAAGAUAAUCAAGUUGAUAUCCCACACGCUAGAUUUCAACGCACUGAUCAGUGGAGACCAGUUUAUUCAUGGUUAGAAUCUUUGGACAAAGAUGAGGUGGUUAAGUCUAAAGAUAUUUCUGAUUGGCUUGCUGAGAACCCAGAGGUCCAGGAACAGUUGUGCUCUAGACAUUCUCGGUAUCAUUUGAUGCAUUACAUAAAAAAGUGUCAUAUGAAGAUACUCAAGAGGAGGGAUAAGAGGAAGGGGAUUCAGCAGACUGAUAAACCAGCAUCUCAAAAGGGGUUGCAGCAGUUUGAGAAACCAGUUUCCCUAAAGGUUAACAAAGAUGUGGUGAUGAAACAACCAACCAGUCCAGCCGUGCAUCUAAGGAACUCUGCAAUCGAUCUACCGAAAGAUAGUGAUGCAUAUUUGGCCAAGCAAAAGGAAGCAUUUCAGAAAUACGAGAUUUUAGUGGAGUUGGAGAAGUUGCUAUCCCAAUCUUUGAAGCAUCAAGACCUAAUUAAAUGAAGAAUUUUGAAACAGCCACUAGCAGCAUGUAAAUGGUUUCCAAGGUCCAGUUGUUUGAUGAUCUUAUACAUUGAACCUAGAAAAAUUGUUCCCAAAGUUUGUAUUUAGCCUCUCUGUAAAUUUAAAAAGCAUUAUGAGGCUGACUGAAUGCCAUAUCUAGUUGUACUCAAUUUCCCCCCCUCCUGGACUGAAAUUGCCCCUAUCCAGAAUAUUUUGAAUAACGAAUCAUAAAGAGAAAUUUAGUCUUUA